AGUGUUGUGAACAAAGACUUGUUUGGAUUAUAUGUUUCUCAGCAAGACUAAACAAAUGUUAACAAUGGAUAAGUGCAAACACAUUGGGCAGUUGCGGCUUGCCCAAGACCAUUCCAUCCUCAACCCUCAGAAAUGGCAUUGUGUAGACUGCAAUACAACCGAGUCAAUUUGGGCCUGCCUUAGCUGUUGUCAUGUUGCCUGUGGAAGAUAUAUUGAAGAACAUGCACUCAAGCACUUUCAAGAAAGCAGUCAUCCUGUUGCAUUGGAGGUGAAUGAGAUGUACGUUUUUUGUUACUUUUGUGAUGAUUAUAUUCUUAAUGAUAAUGUAGCUGGAGACCUGAAGUUACUACGAAGUACAUUAAAUGCAAUAAAAAAUCAGAGUUACCAUUGUACCACUCGUAGUGGAAGGAUUUUACGGUCUAUGGGUACAGGUGAUUCUUAUUUCUUACAUGAUGGUGCCCAAUCUCUGCUUCAAAGUGAAGAUCAAAUGUACACUGCUCUUUGGCACAGGAGGAGGAUACUAAUGGGUAAAAUCUUUCGUAUUUGGUUUGAUCAGUCACCCAUUGGAAGAAAAAAGCAUGAAGAACAGUUUCAAGAAAAAAUAGAAAUAAGAGAAGUGAAAAAAAGACAGCAAGAAUUAAAGUAUGAAGUUAAAGCAGAAUUGGAAACUAUCCCUCCAAGAAAAAGUUUACGUUUGCAAAGUCUAGCUCAGUCUGCCACAAUAGAAAUAGUUCCUAUUCAAGUAUCUCUACAAACCCCAGCAUCACCAGCAAAAGAUAAAGUAGUAUCUACCUCAGAAGAUGUGAGAUUGAAAAAAAACAGUGACUCCUCAGUUAAAGGAAGGCCAAUAGUAGCGCCUGGGGUAACAGGAUUGAGAAAUUUGGGAAAUACUUGCUAUAUGAAUUCUGUUCUUCAAGUGUUGAGUCAUUUACUUAUUUUUCGACAAUGUUUUUUGGAACUUGAUUUGAAUCGAUGGCUGGCUGUGACAGCUAGUGAUCAGACAAGAUCAUCUUAUAAGCAUCCACCAAUUACAGAUACAGUAUAUCAAAUGAGUGAAAGCCAAGAAAAAGAUACAGGCUCUGUUCACUCCACAUACUCAAGUUUAUCAUCAGGACUAAGUGGUGGAGCAUUAAAGAGAAGGAAGAUGGAACUUAUUCAACUAAGGGAGCCAAGUUCACAGUACAUUUCUCUCUGCCAUGAAUUGCAUACCUUGUUCCAAGUCAUGUGGUCUGGAAAGUGGGCCUUGGUGUCACCAUUCGCUAUGCUACACUCAGUGUGGAGACUAAUUCCUGCUUUUCGUGGUUAUGCCCAACAGGAUGCUCAGGAAUUCCUUUGUGAACUUUUGGAUAAAAUACAACAUGAACUAGAAACAACUGGUACUAGGUUACCAGCUCUUAUCCCCACUUCUCAAAGGAAACUUAUUAAACAUGUUCUGAAUGUUGUGAAUAACAUCUUUCAUGGACAACUUCUUAGUCAGGUAUGGAUUUUUUUAAAUCUUAUUUUCAUCUUGAGAAAUUGA
Manis javanica (Malayan pangolin) is the source of this 1519-nucleotide messenger RNA. Lineage: Eukaryota; Metazoa; Chordata; Mammalia; Pholidota; Manidae. The record is from RefSeq and is a predicted model, not a curated record.